AAUCUUGAAUUUUUGUCAGAAGAGUGUGUAAGUUACUGUGAAUUAAGUGCAUGUUCAUAUAUUUGAUAAGUUUAUUUACUUAAGUGUGUUAGAUUCAGUACAAAGGAGUGUCCCAUUACACAAAGGUCUGGUUGAAAUGUUUACAGGUUCCGUCAAGCCAUGGAUCCUGGUAUAAUUGGGGUGCAUCUUCUCAGUGAUGUGAUAGGAUCGCAGGCUUCGAAUCUGGGUAUUCUACACGGCAUUGAUCCACGUGUCACAACACUGAAGGAUCUCAGGGUAUCUCUGUCUAACCAAUUGUUGUCAUGCCCCACAAAUUACUGCUUCUGCACAAAAGAAGGAUGGAUUAUUUCAGAAGUACAAGAAACAAAUAUUUGUGUUGCCCAGUUACUGAAUCAAAACAACGAAAUCAACUUAAAGAUAAAAUACGAUUUACCAAAAGUUGGAAUUCGAAAUCGACAGCAUGUGAUGAUUGGGUUUGUUCAUGCCUCAUUUACCUCCAAAUUAUCAGGACUAAGGUCCUUGAUAGAACAGCAGAUUUUGUUUUUCAACAAGCCUGCUGUAACAUUCCAAUUCCUCGAUGGUAACCUCUGGCCAAUCAGCCUGCUCCAGGAGGAUCACAUGAUCAUUGCAGACAUUCUGAUUGGACAUUGCGUUACAACUAAUUUGCAUAUGAUCAUCCAGUCACCUCAAAUCUCUCCAACAAAGGAACCACCAUUUAAAAGAAUGAAAAUCAACCCCCAGUUGUCGUUCCGGUCUAGUAAGGACCUCUCGCGGCCAAGCACACUGCCGACGGACAUGACCGACGGGCAGCUAGAGCCCAAACAAGUGCUUAUCAGCUAUGUGCGCUCCGAGGCCGCUAGCCAUGCCCUGAGGUUGAAGGAGUGGCUAUCAAAAAAAGGCCUUAGUGUUUAUCUGGACGUUCAUGAGAUACAGACAGGCGUAGAUUGGCAAGAUUCUCUGAAUUUUGCCGUGAGUGGCUGUGAAGUGUUUGUUCCUUUGGUAACCAAAACGUAUGGCGAGACACAAUGGACCAACAGAGAGAUAAAGCUAGCUGAUGUGUUGGGCAAGUAUAUUCUACCUGUGAGUUUCCUGAAAGAGUGGCCACCAAGGUGUCUUGCCAUUCAGUUUGCCACGACACAGUUCAUACCAUGGAGACCAACAGACCUGAAUCCAGAUAAUGCUGAUGAUGAUAUUCUGAACUGGAAGACAGAAGAUGUCAAACUUGUGUCGGAGAAAAUAGCAAACCGCGUCAGAAAACUUGUGAAUUCCCAAAUGCCGUCACUGUUAAAACGAGGAACAGUAGUUAAAAGUUGUGCAUGCGUAGAAGAGGACAACUUAAUGGCAACCAUAAACGAUCGCGAAGGAAAACCUCUUGUUAUGAUCUGCCUGCAUCCGGAUCAAGUCAGCUUUGCUGAAGAGUUACAGAGCCUUUUAGAGCGGUCGGGCUUGGAGGUCUGGUGUACCACGCAGCUGGAUAAGGCACACCUGGAGUACAUUGACAGCCUUGCCAACAGCCAAGAAGGAAUCACAUACUCCAUCCUCAACAAGUCGGACUGUAAAUCGCACCUGUCAGCUAGUGAAAAGGAUAGGGACCUAAAGAAAGAGGAAAGGGACCUAAAGAAUAAGGAUUGGGAUCUAAAGAAAGAGGAACGGGACCUAACAAAUGAUCAUAUGGACCUAAAGAAAGAUCAUAGGGACCUUAAGAAAGAUCUUAGGGACCGAAAAAAAGAGGAUAUGGAUCUAAAGAAUGAGGAAAGGAACCGAAAGAACAUUUGCAAGUUUCAAGAGAUGGCCGAUGAAGCAAGUGUUGUGUUGUUUAUAUUGUCGGAGGUGUUUGCAGAUUCUAGAGUCUGUCAGCAACAGGUGUUUUACUGUGAGCAUCGGAAGAGGGUCAUUCCGAUCCUUUAUGAAGGCUUCACGAUGCCAGACUGGAUGGCCAUGCUUGUUGGUUCACAUAGAUUGGAGCGUCGCCAAGAUGAAGAUUUUCAGGAAGUCCUCGUCCAGAGAAUUAAAUCUUCAGUCGAUCCAGCUCUUCGAUUGAAGCAAUCAAAAAGUGUCGGUUUUACUCCCAGCCCAAGCGAGUUCCAGAUGUUUCAAUCAAACAGAUCACUGUCCAACAGUUGGGGAUCACCUUGGACUUUCCCUAUCAAAGUGCCAUCACUCCGCCGACAGUCUUCACUUAAGGAGCAGUCUUUUGAAAAUGGGACAAGUAUUAUGCCUGAUGACGUGAUUGUGUAUGGAAAACCUGGUUCUAACAAUAGUAGCAAAAGUGACGAGCGGUCUGAAAAUGGAGAAUCAGUUAAGUAUUCAACUGGUAUUACUCCGACUCUGGAAAAUGGGAUAAGUGCUAGACCUGAAGAAGUGAUUGUUUAUGGAAAACCCGGUUAUUAUAAUAAUAGCAAGAGUGGCUUUGAGGGAGAUUUACUCGAAGGUCAUGGAGAGACAUCGGCAAAUGGAGAAGCAGAAACGAAUCAUGAAAACGGGUUAAUUGCACUGUCCGAAAGAGAGAAUCUGUAUGGAAAACAUAGUUCUUACAAUAAGAGCAAAAUAAGUAUCGAUGUUAAUGUACUGGAAAGUCAAAGGCAGCCAUCGGAAAAUGGAGAAGCAGUAAACAAUUCAAGUGGUAUUACAAAUGCAGGAGUAAAUGGGGAGUCAAAGUCGAAAGAAACUGAUGAAGCUGUGCUUCAGAAUGGACAAACAGCUAUGCAUGCUUCGCCUAAACAGUUGAAACCGAAUCUUGUCACUGCACAAACAAUAAUUUUGUAAAAUGUAAAGGCUAGUAAAUCCUAUUAAAAGUAGGAAGUUACUUACAGGAUACUUGUAUUUAACACUAUUGAGUGUUCUUUUGACACUUAAGGUGUGGUAUUUAUUUAUAUAUUUUUAUGCUUAUUUUUGAAAUCCAUGUUCUUGAUUGAUAAAUAAUGCCUUUUUACUUGAUUUUAUAUUGUAUAUUUUGACGUUUAUUAAUAUUAAUUUUUUUCAAAGUACUUAAAGAACAAAGUACAUUAC
This is a messenger RNA of Dreissena polymorpha, 3009 nucleotides long. RefSeq lists its product as uncharacterized. The coding region runs from base 160 to 2766 and encodes 868 amino acids. Gene Ontology annotation, biological process: signal transduction. NCBI's taxonomy places the organism in Eukaryota, Metazoa, Mollusca, Bivalvia, Myida, Dreissenidae. The record is from RefSeq and is a predicted model, not a curated record. The transcript has 14 exons.